GUUGCUUCUUGCACUCCGGACCACAAAGCUGCAAGAGAGUGUUGCUGGCUUACACGCACAAAGCAAGAGAAGCAGAAAUCUGUGCAUCCUAGGAUCGGAACGUUAAAACCUAACCCGAAGCACGGCAGCUACAGAGAAACAUGGCAUUUGCAGGGAUGCUGAGCAACGAGGACAUCAAGGCGGCGAUCCAGGCUUGUCAAGCUCCGGGCACAUUUAACUUCAAGUCGUUCUUUGAGCAAGUAGGACUAACUGGCUCAUCCGAGACUGAGGGAAGAAAAGUGUUUAUAGUCCUGGACCAAGACAAGAGUGGAUACAUUGAGGAGGAGGAGCUCAAACUGUUCCUCCAGAAUUUCUCUCCGGGAGCGAGGGAACUGACUGUGUGUGAGACCAAGACUCUGAUGAGUGCAGGCGAUAAGGAUGGUGAUGGCAAGAUUGGGAUGGAAGAGUUCUGUGAAAUGCUGAAUUAAACGAAAUCAACAUCUUUGACCACGACUGUCUUUCCCUAUUUUAAGAUAACAGUUCUCUUCUUGGAAAUUCUGAUUUUCUAUAUUGUUUGAUGCAAAGAAACCUUGGAUGUUCUUUACCUGCCUGCUGCUCUUCCUAUUGAUGUAAUACAAUUAUGCAAAAGAUGUGUGGUGGACAGAAAGUUAAAGGUAGAUUAGAUGUGUGUGUAUGUGUGUUUUCAAUCAGGUAUACCUGGAAGGAUUUAAUAAAUGUGUUUAACAUGUGG
Messenger RNA from Notothenia coriiceps (black rockcod), 730 nucleotides. It is a transcript of the gene pvalb5, whose product is annotated as parvalbumin 5. The transcript is spliced from 5 exons. Bases 141 to 467 code for a protein of 108 amino acids. The record is from RefSeq and is a predicted model, not a curated record. Gene Ontology annotation, molecular function: calcium ion binding. NCBI's taxonomy places the organism in Eukaryota, Metazoa, Chordata, Actinopteri, Perciformes, Nototheniidae. Gene Ontology annotation, cellular component: cytoplasm.